UGGAUAAUCUCUCUCAAUAGCCAGCCAAUCGAUCGGUAAAGUAAAACUCUCAAAAGCAUGACUAGUCUCGUUUUACGAACCGCGAUACUCAACGAUUAUGUAAUUUAACAGCAAAUACACUGCUAAUGAAUGACGGACAAAAUAAACAAUGUGUACAAUCAAGGUGUCUAAUAAAUCAGUAAAAUGCUGACUAAGAUGAGUUUAUAAAAGCAACUCAUGAGGAAAUUUAAUAGAAGAGGAUGCCAUUCCAGGUUAUGUAAAUAAAAGUUGCGAGCAGAACUCGAGCGAGUCUGUCCAAACUGCAACUAAUAGAUAAAAAAGGUACGUACGUUCCCUUUAAGAGGGAGCCCUAGGCCUGGGCUACGGAGAAGUCAAAUUUGUUUGGGAAUAACGAGGAACAAACAGAACAGUGUCCAAACUUUUAAUAUCGGCAGUACGCGAAAAAAAAAAAGAUAAUUAAAAAGAAGAAAAAAAAAACACAAACAAGCAACCACCGAAGCGAAGGAGUAUGAAGAGGCCAAACACUGUAUUAAAGAAAACCUUGCGAGUGGAAGUUUGAAAAAGUGCUCGCUUGCUCCAUUCUUCACUCCCCAGUCGAUGCUAAUUUCUGCAGUCUUGAUCAGUGUACCUUGGCAUCUGACAAAGUGAAUAAACAGAUAUGUAAAUGUCACCGUUCAGUCAUGUUCUCAAUAAGUGCUCUGCGUGUUUUGUUUCUGAAACAGUUGGUAUAACAAUCCUAUGUGCUGCUUGGACAAGAACCAUUACCACGACUAUCUUGCUCAUUUUCUGAAUUUUCAGUCGCAGUAGCCACAACAACCACAACCAAAGCCUUCAGUUCCUCUUUUGUCAUCUCUUCCUUCCGCCCUGAGGGGGCCUGCUGUACGGCAGUAGUACUCACCUGUGCAGUCAGGAAGUUGAACACCUUAUUUUUUCACACUAAGUAAUUACUGACUUAUUUUCUCACAUUUAGAGUUUUGAAUGUGCGAAGUAAUUAGUGCCAGUUAAAGGGUGAACUUCUACCUGUUCUGUCUGCCAGUCAUUAUUUCUUUCCCGGUAUCUGGGAUGAGGCACCUGUUGAACAUAAACAGUUUUCUGAGACGCAGUAAUUAUGUUUAAAUAAUUUUCUUCAAAAAGGGAACGUAUUCUCUUGAGAAUCACUAGGCUUUGUGUACCUGGUGUAAGGACAAGAGCAACUCAAAACCAGUAAACCAUGAAAGUGACCGUAUGCUUUGGGAAAGUUGGGAUUGUUGUCCCCUGCAAGGAUGGGAAUCUUACAGUUGGGCAGCUUCUAUAUCAGGCCACUCAGAGAUACAUGAAAACGAGGGAGAAGGAUACCAGAGACUGGGUGAAGAUUCAUCAUUUGGAAUAUACAGAUGGUGGAAUUCUAGAUCCUGAUGAUGUCCUUGCAGAUGUUGUAGAAGAUAAAGAUAAGCUCAUUGCCGUUUAUACCGAGCUAGAGUCACAGAAUGAUACUCGCCUCACCAAUGGCAGCUUGACAGAGAGACCAAGCCUAGAUGUGUUUGAGAAUGAGUUGGCUACUCAUCAUGUACCUUUCCAUUCAGCUGGUAGAGAGAUCGAAGUUACUACUUCUGCCCUUAAAUCAAGUACACCGCUGUUGGUCCGAAGAAGCAGUGACCCAGCCUUAGCUCCUCCUCUUGAAUUCUACCAUUCUGAGAGCCAACUGAAACCUUCAGCCAUGGUGACAGACAAGACAUCGUUUGAAGAUGGUGGAGAAGACCUUGGUGGGAGAUCUGAACAGCCAUCAUUCAUAAAACCCAAGAUUACAUUUACUGAUACAACAAGGAAGGUGCACAUAUCUGGGGAAGGCGACCCUCUAGGAAUCCACGUUGUACCCUUUUGCUCAUCUUUUAGUGGAAGGCCUCUAGGACUUUUCAUCCGGAAUGUUGAGGAGAACAGCAGAUCCAGGAGGGAAGGCCUUUUCAAAGAAAAUGAAUGUAUUGUAAAAAUUAAUGGCAUUGAUUUAAUGGAUAAAACAUUUACGCAAUCCCAGGAAAUAUUUCGACAUGCAAUGAAAUCUGCUUCUGUUGAGCUGGCAGUUGUUCCUGAAUACAGUCGAGAACACUACGAGAAGUCUGCCAUCGGUCCACUUUUCAGUAUUAGAAAUGAAGAUGGUGUUCUGAAGACAAAGGUGGCACCACCAGUCCCUCAGAAACCACCAGUAAAGAAUUCAGAUGUGGCAGGAAUCCAGAAUACAGAACUUACAGGAUCUUUAGCUAUGUAUCAGGGAAGUACCUCUCCAGCAAAAAGUAGCAGCCCAGUCACACUGGGAUGGACGUCUCCCUCUUCCACUUCUCCUCUGGGUGGAUUUGGCAACAGGAAAAAUGGGAAAAAAGUCCGGAUUGACUUGAAGAAAGGUCAAGAAGGAUUGGGUUUCACUGUAGUUACCAAGGAUGCUUCGGUACAUGGACCUAGUCCUGUUUUUGUAAAAAGCAUCUUACCAAAGGGUGCAGCAGUUAAAGAUGGCAGACUCCAGUCUGGAGAUAGGAUUCUGGAGGUAAGAGGCCAGAGUAUGCCUGGUAGAAGUAGAGAAGAAAUGAUUGUGAUGCUGAAGGCAUCACAUCAGGGAGAACUUUCUGGGCUUUUCAUCCAGAAAAAAGGAGGUCAUUUCAUCCCAAGUGAAACAAAAGGAGAACCUGACAUAAUUCCCUCACUAGAAAAUAAAGAACAGCUGAUGUUUGAAGUUCCACUUAAUGAUAGUGGUUCUGCUGGUCUGGGUGUGAGCCUUAAAGGAAACAAAUCCAGAGAGACUGGAUCUGAUUUGGGAAUAUUCAUCAAAUCUAUCAUCCAUGGAGGUGCUGCUUAUAAGGAUGGACGAUUAAGAGUAAAUGACCAGUUGAUAGCUGUCAAUGGAGAAUCCCUUUUGGGUAAAUCGAAUCAUGAUGCCUUGGAGACACUCCGUCGUUCAAUGUCCAUGGAGGGUAAUAUUCGUGGAUUGAUUCAGUUGGUAGUUGCCAGGAAGCAAGACAGACAACUAGAGGAUCCUUCUGAAAAUGUUUCUAGUCAUAAAUUUGUCACCGAAGAAAACCAUGUCACAUUAGCCAACAAUAAUAUUUCUCUACCCCAUUCUAAAGGUUUGAACAACCUCUAUGAAAAGGUACUAGCAGCAACCCAGCUGUUGAGUGAUAACGAGAGUGAAGAUGACUCAGUUCCAUUACUUCCACAACAUGGAGAAGAAAGAAUUGCAUGGUCAUCUCAUCUUGAGGAAGGUCAUCUGAGCUCUGGACUCGACCCAAAUUCUGCUGGCAGUAUUACCUACACAACUUCUAGACCUUUCAAACCAGAAAACCAGCCUGACUUGUUAACAGUGAAGGGCUCCAAGAGCAUGGAUUUGGUCGCCGAUGAAAGCAAAAUCAGUUUAUUGAGCAUAAAGGAAUCUGUACCCCCUAGGACAGAUUUGGGUCCUACCCUUGGCCUGAAGAAAUCCAGCUCUCUAGAGAGUUUGCAGACUGCAGUGGCUGAAGUGUGGAAGAACAGUGUACCCUUCCACAGACCUCGUCCCAACAUGGUCAGAGGACGGGGCUGUAAUGAGAGUUUUCGAGCUGCUAUCGAUAAGUCAUAUGAUGGGCCUCCAGAAGCAGAUGAUGAUGACUUUUCUGACCUGAGUUCCCACUCAGGCAGGGAAACUCCAGGUAUUGAGACAGCUAUGCAGGAGCAUCAAGAAUCUGAUGAUACAGAUAGUAAGACACAAAAGAAAAAAGAUAAAGAAAAGAAGAAGGUCAAAAUAAAACCUAAAGGGAAGGAGAAGGAACAGAAGAAGAAAAAAGAAGACAGUAACGAACAAGAAAAGAAAGCCAAGAAGAAAGGUUUUGGGGCAAUGCUAAGAUUUGGUAAAAAGAAGGAAGACAAAGUAGUAAAAGUAGAACAGAAGGGACUGCCUAAAGGAGGAAAGGCAGAGGUACUGAGUGAAGGUGACCUGGAGAAAAUGAAGGAAGAAAGGGAAAGGAUAGAAGCCAAGCAUCAGGCAUUGCGAGAGAAACAGGCAAGAGAGCAAGUGGAUUACUCCAUGCUGCAGGACAUGGAAGAUGAUGAGUUUGAUCCGGACUAUGCCAGAGUGAACAACUUCAGGGAAAUGCCACCAUCCCAGGGCAUCAUACAACACUCACCUCAGGCCAUACAUUAUCAGAGGGAGGUCAUCACAGAGCAGAACGACCUGGAUGGACUGUAUGCUAAAGUUAACAAGAAACGUGCUCCGCAACCCACAACUGCUGACAGCCAUCAAACCAGUGGAGGCACAGAUCGGAUCCAGCAGCUGCGACAGGAGUAUCAGCAGGCAAGACGAGAGGCUGGAGUACCAACAUAUGAAGAAAUUGAGGGAAGGCAGUGGCCCCCUGACGAACUCGCAAGGGUCCCUGGACGAAAUGUGGACAUUCAGCAGCCUGUUCCAAGGACUGAUGAUAUGGAAUGGCACUAUGCCUCCUUACCUAGGCGUGGGCCUGUUGAAGCUGAAGGUUACAUCACAAAGCCUCGAUCAGUAUAUGGAGAAAGGGAGCCACCCCACUAUCCAGGAGCAGUGCUUGCUGGGUACCAUCAGCGUGGCAAUUAUCCUCAUUUUACAGACCCAAGAAGACCAGAGUAUCAGAACUACAGGGAUCGAAGUUACCACUUACAUAUGCAACAGCGAGGGCCUUUCCGCCAAGAUGUUCCACCCUCUCCACCCCAGUUACAAAGACCUUCCCAGUACUCGGAUAAUGUCGCUAAAGUAUGAUACCAUGAAAUAAGAUCUGACCAACUUCUGCAUGGCAAUCCGGAUGAGCAAAACAAUGACCCAAGGCAAAAUAAUACUGCAACAGCAGUUAAAUGACACACAGACACUCCAAUAUAAAAAUGUUUGAGACUGGAGAAGUUGAUAAAAAAUAUUCUCAUUUUGAUCAUGUCAUAUGUUCUAAGAAUACCGAAAAAGGUGUUCUCAAAAUCCCCAUCUCAAGAGAAAGGAGAAUGUUUACAUAUAGGUAAUGGCACAGAAUGGUACAAUUUAUGAGUAACUGGACUGUAACUACUGACCAUGCAAAAGCAUACAUCAUAUAAUGGUACGACUAAAAAAGAAAGAAAAAUGAAAGUUGCACAUAGCUAGCAUUUUGUUAUUCAUUUAGUAACCAGUUUCAUCACAAGUGGAAUAACAAAAUGGCCAAAAUACUCACCAGUGUAUUCUUUAAGUAUUAUGUAUUUCUUGCAUCAUCAAAGGUAUUAUUAUUACUAUUAGUAUCAGAAGCAGUACCAGCUCCUCAUCUCUGUUGCUUGCCUCACUAUUUGCUUACUUGUUUUGUCCACAGCUGCUUGCAUUUUAUAGUAGGGUGGUAUUUUUUAAUCUGUACUCAGUAUAUAACAGCAGUGAAUUGCAGUGAACACCACAUCUGCUCACCUACACUUCUUAUAAGACUUUGGACAUUUUUGCUGUUUGUUAAAGUAGGGUAAUUUACAUAUGUGCUGUCAAAUCCUGAGCCUUUUCCAAAAGAUGUGUUCUUUAGGGACCAAAAUAGCAUGGCGCAUUAAUGGGUACAGAAGAAAGUGCCAUGCCCUGCUACCAUUUGCACUUUGUUGUGAAGUAGAGGGAUUCUUCUUCACUAACUGACCAAAUGACAGAAUGUUUAAUAUGUGGAAUGUAUUGUAUUAGAAAGCUGAAAAAUAUUGUUUUGUUAGUGUCCCGUGACUGUUUGACCGAUGAAUAUUCAAGAAGAGAAAACAGCCUACCUGUGUAGGUGUAAGCAACCACACUCAAAAAAAUGGAGGAAUACAAAAAUACCACCAUAUACCUGUA
This is a messenger RNA of Protopterus annectens (West African lungfish), 5776 nucleotides long. It is a transcript of the gene PARD3B, whose product is annotated as par-3 family cell polarity regulator beta. Gene Ontology annotation, cellular component: apical junction complex; adherens junction; apical plasma membrane. The coding region runs from base 1211 to 4726 and encodes 1171 amino acids. Gene Ontology annotation, biological process: microtubule cytoskeleton organization; intracellular protein localization; establishment or maintenance of epithelial cell apical/basal polarity. The record is from RefSeq and is a predicted model, not a curated record. Gene Ontology annotation, molecular function: phosphatidylinositol binding; protein binding. Lineage: Eukaryota; Metazoa; Chordata; Ceratodontiformes; Protopteridae. The transcript is spliced from 27 exons.